ACAUCUGGCCAGAGGCUCGGGUGGGAAACCUGUAGGCUGUGGCGCUGCCGGUUGGAUUGUGCUGUACCGUCGGUAGCUUUCUCCUGGUUGGGAAGAGUGGUGGGCAGGGAACUGCGUCGAGGGAUCUCUCGGUUGAGGCGGCGCGCGCGAAUGUAUUGGAGAGGCAGGUUCUGCAGCUACGGGCUAGGUCUUACUCACCAGCUUCACGGUUCGCUCUCGUCCUGUCGGAGAGUCAAGAGUGGCUUGGAGGCUUCUUGGAAUUGGGAAAACAUCGAACGGCUUCCUGUUCCCCGACCCGUCCUCCUGGGAAGCCCUUCGUCACGGUGGUGGGCCGGGUGGAAGGAAGGGUUUGCUCUCCCAGCCCGCUACUGUAUUAUGUAUAUUUCCCUGAAAUUACUUACAUUUAUCACCAGCGUUUCGAUUGGCCGACAACGUCGUCUACACUACCCACAAUAACACAGUACAGUUCACGGAGGAGUACAGUGCACACCCUGCCUCCGGCGGCAACGGAACGGGUAUGUCGAUCCGCCACACGGCCAGAUGUGACAGGUGACUCGGCCAUGCCCUUC
Messenger RNA from Amorphotheca resinae ATCC 22711, 569 nucleotides. RefSeq lists its product as hypothetical. The transcript has a single exon. Bases 151 to 456 code for a protein of 101 amino acids. The record is from RefSeq and is a predicted model, not a curated record. Lineage: Eukaryota; Fungi; Ascomycota; Leotiomycetes; Helotiales; Amorphothecaceae.